AUGGCACUAGGCCGUUUUGGCUCGAGUCGUCAAUCGAUAAGACUCCCUAGCCCCGCUAGCGCCCAGCUAAGCCGUUUGCGGCAAUGGCGCUCCACGGGCGCGUUUCCCUCCAGCUCGCCCGCCCGCUUCCCUCCAUCUCGCUCGACCGACGCGCCGCCCAAUGCACGCAAAUGUUCAAUGACGCGUCAAACGUCUUUUUUUGAUCAACUCCACCACCAAAAGCACUCCAAGCACCAAUGGCACCGCCAGCGCAACUACAGUAACGGCGCCCCUCCUGACCGUCACGUCGUGUCCGGUCCUCCCAUCUUGCCCUCCUCCCAGACCCGCGCCAAACUAAACAAAUUCCAAUUUGUCCCCAGCCUUUCCGUGCCCGACCACAACAUGUCAAAGACCGAUACACCUGUGGACUCCACGGCCAAAAACACUGCCAGAACCCCAGAUCCAAAGACGGCAUCUCUCAAGAUUGGCCCUCCUCCCUCUACCCCAGCCACGAGAUUACCGCUUGCCGAAUUGAUAGGCAACGUUGACCAUUCCGAUCGCUACAACCGCAAUCACGCCGUCUCACCAGAGGAGCAGCUUUGCUGGCGCGGCUCCCAACCCGUACAUACCCCCUUGCCGCGCAAGCAAAAGAGGGCUAGAAGCUCAUCACCCGUCGCACCGUCCCAGGAUGACCAGAGGCCGCAGGAACCGCCCCUCAGAGAAUUGCGCACUCCCCAAGCCGACCCCGUUCUGGAACUAUGGAACCGCUACACAAACACUAGAGACACCCCGAGCAGGAGGAACGUCGCCUUUGCCCAUCUCAUUAGUGAAGCUUCGCCUCGGUCCUCUGCAACGGCGGGGAGCGUGAGUGGUUUGCGUCGGUGGGCCAGCUGUGGCCUGGAGUUCCCAACGUCAACCAGGAAAAAGCGGAAGGUAGUCGGCACUUUUGAGCCGAUGGAAGAACUUCGCGAAGAUGUUUUUGGUCAACCAAGCUCAGAUGGAGCCUUCAAUGGCCAAGGCAAUGUACCAGAGAAGUCGAAACUGGCCCUCAUGAUGCAAAAGAUGCGCGAUACGAUACCUUCUCCUCGCAUAGGAGAUUGUAUGCAGAUGCCCUCCAGUUCCUCUCCGCUCCCUGAUCCUGACCGACUAGCAAUGACUGCUAUCGAUUCGCCUUUGAAACGAUUUGUUUGUAACCCGAAUCAUCCCACUCAACCCCAACCCGAGGCCUUGGCAGAAAGCAAGACUGUCCUACCCGAUUUUCAGAGCAGCACAGAGGUCGCGCAGAAGUCCUUCAGUUCUUCUUCAGAUGAUUUCGGAGAUCCGGAUCUGGACGCCGUUAUGGUCAAUGUCCUGGAUACCUCGACACAACGCUUACCCCGACCUCUCAACAAUCAGGUUCACCACCAAGCUCAGCUUGAGAAUAAUUUCUUGGAUACUGGAUCUUCUCGCGUGAUGGUUUCUCCUGUAGUGGACGACCCAAGCGAUGACGACGAAUUUGGGCUAGAUGAAGAGAUACUGGCUGCAGAUCUAGAACACGUUGCUUCAUUGUAUGACAGUAGGCCCGAAGCUUCACCGGGUAGACUUCAGACCGAGUCGGUGUUGAAUGUACAAGAAAAUAUGUUUACUAGCGAAACUGUGUCAGCUCCGCCAGUCAUCUCUCUGAUAGACGAUGACGAUGAAUUUGGAGAUGAUAUAGACGCUGACGAAUUUGCUGCUGCCGAGAUUGCAGCUACCCAAGCGCCUGUUACCACUAGCCAGCAUGAUACGAGAACUAUCCAGCGAUAUCUGAUUAAAUCAGUGGAUGAAAGAUUCUGGGUAACCGAGAGAAACAUCAAAUUACCCCAAAAGAUACUUCUUGUCGAAGAAGAGAGGACGAAACUUUUCAAAAUCAUUGUCUUGCGAGAAGCUUGGUAUGACACGCCGUGUACUCCGGACUCGUUCGUUCACGUCAUUGGGCAAUUCUCGAACGCAGGUGAAUGCGUCGUUGACAACAAUCACAACAUGAUCAUUCUUCACCCCGAUCAUCUCAUUUCGGCGACAGUGGUUGCGGACUCCUUCGGCUGCCUCAGGCGAGCGGUUCUCCAAGACCGUAUCAAGGCAACUAGUAACGCUAACCCCCCUAUGUUGUAUGGAACCCUAUUGCACGAAUUGUUCCAGGAAGCUCUCAAGGAGAACCGUUGGGAUACCCAGUUUUUUCUGGAGAUCAUCGAUCGCUUGCUACCCAGCAAAUAUGAGACCAUCCUAGAGAUUGACUCUAGUUGUGAAGAAGUCAAAGCACAUCUAGCCAGCAAGCUGCCUGAGAUGCAAUCAUGGGCUGAGCUUUUCGUCCGCGCGCGACCCAAGGAAGAUGCUAUCGUUCGCGAACGAAGCGGCAAACAGUCAAUACUGAGUGUCAACAAACUACUGGAUGUGGAACAGCACGUUUGGUCUCCCAUGUAUGGGCUGAAAGGCAAUAUCGAUGCAACUGUACAGGUAACUGUGCAAGAUGACCAAGGGGAGCGAACUCUUACCGUACCCUUCGAGAUCAAGACGGGAAGAGCCUCUGCAAAUUUUGCACAUGUUGCGCAGACUGCUCUUUACAGUCUGUUACUAUCUAAUCGUUAUGAUAUCAAUGUUGCUUAUGGUAUUUUGUAUUAUCUUGAAUCAUCCGAUACCAGCCGCAUUCCAACCAUUCGCGAAGAUAUCAUCCAUAUGAUUAUCAAACGCAACGAGCUUGCGUGUUACGUCAGGGAUCGCAUUGAGCUACCACCUCUCUUGAACCAAGACUUCAAAUGCCAGAAAUGUUACGCUCAGGAGUCAUGUUUCUUAUACCACAAGUUGGUCGAAGAUGGUCAAGGUGAAAGUCUAAAUCUAAAGGCAAAAGAGCGCUUCGAUGAGCUUGUCAAGUCUCUCAAGGUGUCCGAUCAGGCCUUCAUGAAGAAGUGGGACACGCUUCUUACCAAGGAGGAGUCUGAUAUGAUGAAGUUCAGACGGGAGCUGUGGAGCAUGCUCAGCGCUGAACGUGAAAAACUUGGCCGUUGCUUUGCUAAUGUCGUCUUGGAGCCUGGUUCUGGACAUGAGGAAAAGAACGGCCAGAAGAUCAACCGAUACACGUACACCUUCAUUAAGCCGCAAGUAAAACCCGGGUUCUCGUUCACAGAGUCCCAACUCGUCAUAGGUGAACCUAUUGUUAUAUCUGACGAGGAAGGCCAUUUUGCUCUCGCUAACGGCUAUGUGACCAAUGUACGGAAGCGUCGUAUCACUGUUGCCGUUGAUAGACGUUUGCACAACACCCGCACUAGACUGCCAGGUUUUGAUUCAGAGACAAAUCAGACUUUCGCCGGCAUCAUGGAAGUCGAGAAAGACGUUGCCACCCAGCCAGAAUUUCACGUAGCCGAGGAGCCGGUUUCAUAUCGGCUGGACAAAGACGAAUUUAGUAACGGAAUGGCCGCUGCUCGUAACAACCUUAUCCAGAUCAUGGAUGAUAGCGUUCACAAGGCCAAAACUCUCCGCUCUUUGAUCGUCGAAGGCAGACCGCCAACUUUCGAGACUCAACCCGAGACCAUUUCACAUUCAAACGGGAACAACAUGAAUGCAGAUCAACACGCUGCGAUAUCGAAGGUCAUGUCAGCCAAUGACUAUGCCCUCAUUCUUGGUAUGCCUGGAACUGGAAAAACGACCACAAUUGCGCACAUCAUCCGAACGCUUGUAGCUAAGGGUAAGAGUGUGCUCCUUACAUCGUAUACACAUACAGCAGUUGAUAACAUUCUACUAAAACUCCGUAACGACAAAAUGGAUAUCCUACGUCUCGGGGCACCGACCAAAAUACACCCAGAGGUGCGCGAGUUUGCCACCUUGGCAGCCGGCUCGAAAGACAGCCUUCAGGAGCUGAAGAACUCUUGGAUGGAUCCUCCCGUCGUUGCCACUACUUGCUUGACUAUCAACCACCCAAUAUUCAACCAACGCGUUUUUGAUUAUUGCAUCGUCGAUGAGGCAUCCCAAAUCACUUUACCUGUCUGCUUAGGGCCGAUCCGUAUGGCCGAAAAGUUCGUUCUCGUUGGCGAUCACUACCAGCUCCCCCCACUUGUUCAAAACAAACAGGCCCAAGAAGGAGGCCUCGACAUCUCCCUCUUCAGACUACUAUGCGAAGCUCAUCCCGGCGCUGUCACUAGUCUGGAGCACCAGUAUCGCAUGUGUGCUGAUAUUAUGCUCCUCUCAAACACAUUCAUUUACUCUGGCCGACUCAAAUGCGGGACACUUUCCGUUGCAUCACGACAACUGAGUCUUCCCAAUGGACUUGGGCUCGACCACUUUUAUCAGAGGCACCACUCCUCAAACUCUCUUCUCAAUCUUAUGUGCCCUGGUCCUACGUCUACGGUAUGCUGGUUGUCUCGGUCAAUAUCCCCGUCUGCUCCCGUGGUAUUCAUUAACACGGACUCGAUCUCGACUCACCUUGAAGCUCAAUCUGGAUCUCGCAUCACGAACGUCACAGAAUCACGCUUGGCGACACAGCUCACACUCUCACUCUUGUCUUUGGGCGUUCCCGCCGACGAGGUCGGCAUCAUCGCGUUCUACCGCAGCCAGUUGGCCCUCUUGCGUUCUUCCCUGAGCUCUGCCAACACUAAAACGCAAACUAGUGACUCUGCAACAGCCAAUACAGGUCCCGAGAUUCCGGCUGUGGAACUUCACACGGCCGACAAAUUCCAAGGUCGAGACAAAGAAGUGGUGAUUGUGUCUUGUGUGCGCAGCAACGAAAACGGUGUAGUGGGAGAUUUGUUGAAGGACCGGCGCAGGAUCAAUGUCGCACUCACUAGGGCACGGAGUAAGCUCAUCAUUCUGGGUAGCGAGAUGACGCUCUCCACCAAUGACCUGCUCCGGGACAUGGUGUCGCUUUGUCGCUGCCAAGGAUGGGUCAUCGAUGUGGACAGAGAUAUGCUGGAUGGCCAUGCAUUCGACGAAGGCUUUUCACAGUUGAGCAAAACACCCGGUUCUGUCAUGCGGCAGUCUGAUCGCGUCCUUGCAGCUCCCAGAAGCCCCACACCUAGUCCGACUAAGAAGCGCAAGGUUCUAAGGGACAUCACUGAUGCGAGCGCGGGUGGCAACCGCAACGUGCAACCCUUGAAGAGCAAACGAGUUGCGUGCCAGCUAUCUGAAACCAGUCCGCUGAGCGGGAAGAGAGUAGGAUUUAGAGCACCAAAUACAGUGUGCAAGGCGAACCAGAAGGGCGUGUUGGGUGGGAGACAUGUUUUGAGUAAUGUGUUCUACGAUGCACUGUAG
Messenger RNA from Periconia digitata, 5235 nucleotides. NCBI's taxonomy places the organism in Eukaryota, Fungi, Ascomycota, Dothideomycetes, Pleosporales, Periconiaceae. The record is from the annotation of a GenBank genome assembly.